This is a messenger RNA of Labrus mixtus (cuckoo wrasse), 1141 nucleotides long. RefSeq names its product immunoglobulin lambda-1 light chain-like. Lineage: Eukaryota; Metazoa; Chordata; Actinopteri; Labriformes; Labridae. The transcript has 4 exons. The coding region runs from base 116 to 844 and encodes 242 amino acids. The record is from RefSeq and is a predicted model, not a curated record.
CCUCCUCUUCUCUCCUCAGUGUCUUUAUAAGCUUCAGUGUCUCUUCUCCUCUCACUCCAACCCUGCUCACCUCUCAGCUGGACAGUAAGGGACGUUUACAGCACACACUGACAACAUGCUGGGGACCCUGUGCACUCUCAUCACUGCUCUAACAUGUGUGAGUGCUGUGACGCUGGUGACACAGAAGCCUCCUGUUGUGACUCUGAGGAGAGGAGAGACAGCCACCAUGGACUGUAACCUGGGGACUGUGACUAACAGUGGUGCUCGUUGGUACAAACAGAUUCCAGGAGGAGUUCCUCAGUAUAUUAUAUUUUUUUAUCAUGGUGAUAGCUCUCCCUUCUAUGGCUCUGGUUUCUCCUCUCCAAAGUUCACAUCCACUCAUCAAUCACAAUCAGAUUAUCGUUUGAUCAUCAGCACUGUGGAGGAGAGAGACUCAGCAGUUUAUUACUGUAGCACAUGGGACGGCUCUGUCAAUGAGUACGUAUUCGGACAAGGCACCAAGCUGAUUGUGACGAGCUCCAGCCUCUCUCCUCCUGUCCUCACAGUCUUCCCUCCGUCCAGUGCUGAGCUCCAGUCCAACAAAGCCUCUCUGGUCUGUCUGUCCACUCAGUCUGUGCCUUUUGCAGAUGUGAGCUGGUCUGCUGCUGGGAGUCCAGUGAGCAGUGGGAUCUCUACCAGCACGGCCGUUCAGCAACCAGACCAGACUUUCCAAAUCAGCAGCUAUCUGUCCAUCCAGACGUCAGACUGGAACAUGGACAAGGUCUACACAUGUCGAGUGUCUUUGGGCUCCCAGACUUCAGAGAAAACCAUCAACAAGUCCCACUGUUCCACUGAAGACCAGUAGAGGAGCAGAGGGACCAUUUCUAAUCUGCUUCUUGACUCUUUGUGCUGUUUGCUCAUUACAAGGUUCACAUCUUACAGUAUAUGUCUGCAUGCUUGUAAUACAUGUUGUGUCUAUCUGUCCAUUAAACCUUCUCAAGUGUUAAGUUCCUCUGGGCUCCCACACCUCAGAGAAGAAUUUGAACAAAGACGAUGAAUAGAUUGAUCAGCAUUGUUUCAUACAUAACUGUUGGUGUGAACACAGCUUUGCUUUAUUGUACAUGGAUUAUUUGAAAUAAAAGCAUUCUUAAUUAGAUACAAA